Oncorhynchus nerka (sockeye salmon) is the source of this 2818-nucleotide messenger RNA. Its product is annotated as G-protein coupled receptor 4-like. Gene Ontology annotation, molecular function: G protein-coupled receptor activity. Gene Ontology annotation, biological process: G protein-coupled receptor signaling pathway. Lineage: Eukaryota; Metazoa; Chordata; Actinopteri; Salmoniformes; Salmonidae. The record is from RefSeq and is a predicted model, not a curated record. The transcript is spliced from 3 exons. The coding region runs from base 1128 to 2273 and encodes 381 amino acids. Gene Ontology annotation, cellular component: membrane.
CUUUCAAUGGACUGUAAUGACUUUGUUGUUGCUAGGAUGGAGGUAUUUUAGUGUGAUGUACAGAAAGACUGGCCAUUAUUUCAACAGGUUUCAUUUCACACUGGAUCCCUGUUUUGGUGUUGACCAUUACUUUACAAUAAUUGAUGUCCUGUUCAUGGCAGCAAUUGAAUCUCUCUAUCUAUCUUUCUCUGUCUCACACACGCAGGCACGCUCUCUCAUAUAAGUACGCACUCGUUCUCGCGCUCUCUCGCUCUUACUCUCUAUUUCCCCUCUCAAUUACUUUUUGGGGUUUUCCACAGAAGUUAAAGAAAUGCAAUGUCCGAUAAACAACUGAUGGCAAAUAUGAAGCAUUCUGCCAGAUAGACUACAAUGUGCAGAUUGCAGACGCGUACCGCGAGUGCAGUGUACCAGUGGCGCCAUCUACAAGGUGAGCAAAGAAGAAUUCGACACAGCUCCGGACUCUCUCUCGGAGGAAUACGGAGUGAGGAUUACACAGUUUCCUCAACGAAUGCGUUGUACUAUAGACAAUGUCGUGGAGGUAAAUUGACACCGAACCUACCUGAAUUGAGGGGGAAACAGAAGCGCCUCUCUCUCUCCCGGGCAUUGCUGGUGGUUGAUUGAAACACUGCCAGGUGGGCAGAGCCUGAGGCCUGAGUUAACAGAUCGCCUGCUGCUGUGUGCGUGGCACGGAUCGUCAGUGACUCUCUUGGAGGGAGUGUGUGUGUUUGGCCUUUGAAGAGCUCUCAUCCGGCACACAGUGGCCCGGUCCUCCCCCUUCACCCCAUCGUCCUCCCCACCCACCUCUCCACAGCUAGCGACAGACCCCGGACAAUAGUCUCGCCAAGAUUUAUGAGGUCCUUGUGGUGGCCUGGCUCUUUGUCAAUAAGAGGGGUUUUAUUUCACCACUUUUUUCUUCUCUUGUCUUCUUCCUCUGAAAAAGGUGUGGGACCCAACUGUGAAAUGGGAGACGGCUGUUUGACAUGUGAAGCCCGCCUGGAGAAAAUGUCUGCUUUCAGGCCUGGAUAUAAGGAAUUACUCAACAAGAAGGAAACGUCACUGUACGGAAUGUCGUUUUCCCUCUUCCCUUCUCAUUAACAACAACAUGUCGGAUUGUCCUGACCCUGCAAAUGCUUAGUGUCAAAAUAACAAUGCACCUACAGAAUAUGAGGACAAUGUGCAACAUUUCCUUCUGCAAUGUGGACUCAAAGAUCGACCAGUACUUCCAGCCUACGCUGUACAUCAUUGUCAUCGUCCUGGGCCUGCCCACCAACUGCAUGGCUCUGUGGGCGGCUUACUUGCAGGUGAAGCAGAAAAAUGAGCUGGGCAUCUACUUGAUCAACCUCUCCGUGGCUGACCUCCUCUACAUCGGCACCCUGCCCCUAUGGAUCGACUACUUCCUCCAGCACGACGACUGGAUUCACGGCCAGAAUUCCUGCAAGCUGUUCGGAUUCAUUUUCUACACCAACAUCUACGUCAGCAUCGCCUUCCUCUGCUGCAUCUCCAUCGACCGAUACCUGGCCGUGGCCUACCCGCUCAAGUUUGCCAAGGUCCGGAGGGUCAAAACCGCCGUGCUGGUCAGUUCCGUGGUGUGGACCAUCGAGAUAGUGGCCAACUCUGCACCCCUCUUCCACGACGAGCUCUUCCAGGACCGUUUCAACCACACCUUCUGCUUCGAGAAGUACCCCAUGCAAGACUGGGUGGCGGGCAUGAACCUUUACCGGACCUUUCUGGGUUUCCUGGUUCCCUGGCUGCUCAUGCUGGGUGCGUACCGGGGCAUUCUGCGGGCGGUGCGUGGCAAUGUGUCCACGGAGUGCCAUGAGAAGGCCAAGAUCAAGCGCCUGGCGCUGAGCCUAAUCCUGAUCGUAUUGCUGUGCUUCGGGCCAUACCACGUGCUCCUGCUGUGUCGCAGCAUCCUCUUCCUCCAGAAGCCCUGCAACUGUGGCGCAGAGGAGGACCUGUUUGCAGCCUACCAUGUGGCGCUGGCGCUCACCAGCCUGAACUGUGUGGCUGACCCUAUCCUCUACUGUUUUGUUAACGAGGGUGCACGCCAUGACGUCGGUCACGCGCUCACCACCCUGCUGGGGGUCUUCAAGUGGAACUCGCCCUCGCCAGCUGACGCACUGACAGCUGGCUCUGUCACCUUGGAGACACCACUGUCCACCAAGAAGCAGCUGGGCCUGUACAGUGAGGUCAAGGCCAGCACCUACAAGACAGAGCUGGUGGCCCUCAAAGAGGAGUGUCUUCAGAUGACCAUACUCGGUGUUAAGAAAUGAACAGCCAUCCUGAAUCGCAAUGGGCGGACAUGAGAAAACACAAGACUAUGUGGAAGUGGGGGAUGAUUCAGUUUAUGUAGAAUAGAACGUGGGGGAGAUUUUAGAAUUCUCAUGUGAAAUGUUUUAUCAGUUUUGGGGAUGACACCUCAUUAUGUACCUCAAAUGGUAAACUGCGAUUGAAAUGUGUUUGAUACAGAUGAAAAUAAUCAUAUCAAGAUUGACCACGAGUACAUUGUGACGACAGUAAGAAAGACCACACUAAGUUCAGUCGCAUAGAUGUGAUGCAACGUGAAACUAAGGAUGUUUGCCAUCAAACUGUGUCUUUCUCCACCUCGUCAUCUAUUAUAGGUAUGUGUUCUGGGUGGGACAGAGUUAUCUAACAAUGGAUUUGACAUGUUUACAUUUCUCUUUCAAUGAGCCUCCAGAUGCAUUGUAACAGCUCCAAAAAAAUCCUAAAUGUGUUCUGUCACCCGGAGAGUGAAGCACAAUGCUACGUGUUUGUGUUCGACAAUUUCACUGGGAAAUAAAUUAAGUGUAUCAUCGUU